CAUUGAAUGAGAUUUCGUUCACCAUGAACACUGGAGAACACUUUAUUGUUGUAGGUCCUGUUGGAUCAGGAAAGACGUCUUUGUUAAUGUCGAUAUUGGGAGAGAUUCCAAUUACUUUCGGUAAAGUGUCGGUGAAAGGAAAGAUCGCUUACGCUUCUCAAGAACCUUGGGUAUUUAACGCAACAAUCAAAGAAAAUAUCUUGUUCGAAGAAAAAUAUCAAGAAGAGAAAUAUAAAAAAAUUUUGCAUAUAACGGCCCUAGAAAAGGAUAUAAGCUUAUUUCCUAAAGGAGAUCUGACUGUUGUAGGAGAAAGAGGAGUGAUAAUGAGCGGUGGGCAAAAGGCAAGAAUUAAUUUAGCAAGAGCACUGUAUAUAGACGCCGAUAUCUUCCUCCUUGACGAUCCAUUAAGUGCUGUUGACGUUCCAGUGGCAAAACAUAUAUUCGAAAAAUGUAUAACGGAAUAUUUGAAAGACAAGAUUUGCGUUCUCGUUACACAUCAAAUACAAUUUUUAAACUCUUCGAGUAAAAUUUUAGUGUUAAACAAGAGAAGGUGUGAAUUAAUUGGGAAUUACAACGAACUGAAAAAUUUAGAAAUGCUUACAGGAAUAUCAAAUCAGGAAAUUGCUGAAAAUAGCAUUGACUUAGAGACUGCACUUUUCAAUAAGAAUGAAAUACUUGAUAAUACUCAAUUUACUAUCUUUGAUACGAACAACGGUGAUGAGGAUGCUGAUAAUAAGCAAACUCCACGUGAUGAUGAAGAACACAAAGAAGUCAAAAUUUCAGUUUAUAAAUCAUACGUCAAUGCAGGAGCGGGUGUUCUCUUCAAGAUUAUUUUAUUAAUAAUGCUAGUUGUAUCUCAAUCCAUUAUAAGUGCCAGUGACUAUUGGAUCAUCAAAUGGCUACAAGAUAUAAAAAUUUAUAGCCAAAGUAAAAAGGAAAUAGAAGGUAUUACAUCUAACACAACAGUCUCUAACCAUAUUGAAGGCAGAAAUUUUCAACAGACUGCAUCUACCAAACUUCAUAACAAAAUGUUCCGUUGUAUUAUUCGAACUCCAAUAUCAUUUUUGGACAAUAAUCCUGUUGGAAAAGUGUUAAAUCGAUUUUCUAAAGAUGUUAAUAACAUCGAUGAUACUUUACCUUUCGCUUCUCACAUGUCAAUAAGA
Molecule: messenger RNA, 1163 nt
Organism: Centruroides sculpturatus (bark scorpion)
Lineage: Eukaryota; Metazoa; Arthropoda; Arachnida; Scorpiones; Buthidae
Product: multidrug resistance-associated protein 4-like
Exons: 10
Biological process (GO): transmembrane transport
Cellular component (GO): membrane
Molecular function (GO): ATP hydrolysis activity; ATP binding; ABC-type transporter activity
Source: RefSeq, a predicted model, not a curated record